This is a messenger RNA of Poecilia reticulata (guppy), 1306 nucleotides long. RefSeq names its product intracellular hyaluronan-binding protein 4.L. Gene Ontology annotation, molecular function: RNA binding. Lineage: Eukaryota; Metazoa; Chordata; Actinopteri; Cyprinodontiformes; Poeciliidae. The record is from RefSeq and is a predicted model, not a curated record. Gene Ontology annotation, cellular component: nucleus; cytoplasm. Gene Ontology annotation, biological process: positive regulation of RNA splicing; positive regulation of translational initiation.
GCACGUGGAAACAUUUAAAACCUGUCGAUAACAGCUCGCGCUGUUUUUGUCGGCUGCUGUCCGGAGCACAUAAGUUCCGUCCGCGGUUUGCUUCUCCCGUAGCUGGGCUGCAAAACGGCGGAAAAAAUGCUGCAAGACGCCUUCGGGUGCGUCGUGGCGAACAGGUUCGGGGAUCUUCUGGACGACGAAGCUGACCCGUUCGACCUGAUCAACGAGGUGGAGCUGGAGAAGGAGAAGAAAAAGAAGAAAAAGGAGUACGAGGACAAGAAAAGCAAGCAGAAGAAACCAGGCCUGAAGGAGUCUCAGAGGAACAGACGGCUGCCGGUGGCCUCAGGUGGUCCGGACCUGGUUCCAGGGCGAAAGCAGCAGGAUUGUCCCCCAUUUGCAAAGGAGGACAGAGACUCCAGAGCCGAGGCUCCGAGGAACAAGCAGAGAGGAGGCGCUGCAGGCCAACGGAGGCUGAACAAAGUAGAACCGCAGGAGUUUUCUGUGCCAAAGCCAUGCUACACUGAAGCCUCUGACUUCAGCAGCAGAGGGGGAUUCACCGGCCAAAGAGGAGCGAGAGGAGGUGGGGGAAGAAACUCUGAUAACUUUUAUCUGAGAGGCAAGAGAGAAUAUGAUCGACAUGAUGGAACAGGGAUCUCGUCAGAAGAAAAGCGAGGAGGCAGAGGACCAUGGAACUGGGGCAGCGCUGUGGAAGCUACAAGUGAAAUGAUGGAGGUGACAAGUGAUGCUGGUGCCAAAGCUGAGGAGCCACAAUCAACUUUGGAGGAGAAUCCAACUCGAGCGACAGAUGAGGACAAUGAGAUGGUGGUCCAGGUUGCAAUGGAGAUGACCCUGGAUGAGUGGAAGGCCAUGCAGGAGGUGAACCGUCCCAAAGUGGAGUUUAAUAUCCGCAAAGCAGAGGAUAAGAUUCCCUCUAAAGCGAAGGUCAUUCACCAGUCCAAGCACCUGGAGAACACAAAGGAGACGGUAGAGGAGAUUGAGGAAGAUGGAAACUUCUUUCGCAGGUCAGUGAAUGACAUCACCACUCUCUUGGACAUAAACUUCGGGACUCUUGGACGCUCGAGUCGUGGCGGCCGAGGAAGAGGAGCUCGAGGUGGUCAGAGCGUUCGCCCAGAAAGAGCCAGACCCAUUUAUGAAAGGGAGGAUGAGAUGGCGCCUGAUCCUGAUGACCCAGAAGACUUCCCAGCCCUCACUGCAGGAAAAUGACUGACUUGUCGCCUUCAACUAAACUGUUGACGUUUCUAUUCUUAAUGUUCUGUUGCACUUGCAACACUGUUCAAUAAAAGCUUUUGCAAAGUUA